This is a messenger RNA of Plasmodium fragile, 2967 nucleotides long. RefSeq lists its product as uncharacterized. The record is from RefSeq and is a predicted model, not a curated record. Lineage: Eukaryota; Apicomplexa; Aconoidasida; Haemosporida; Plasmodiidae. Bases 1 to 2967 code for a protein of 988 amino acids. The transcript has a single exon.
AUGUUUUUGAAGUCAGCUGUAUUAUUUUUCCUUGUUCAUGUGUUUAUCACCUGCACAAAAUGUCAUUCGUAUUUUUUAAAAAAUAAGUAUUUUGAAAAUGUGUUUUUUGUGAAUUCACACAUAGAAGAUUUUAGCAAGAAUGACGAGAAGAAGGCGGUGAAAAUACAGCGGAAUAGGAAAAGGGGUGUGUUUUAUGUUCCCCAUAAAAUAUAUGCCCCCGGGAGGAGGUGCGUGCACCGGAGGGUUAGGAAAAGGGGGGGCCAUUCUUCUACAAGGUGUUUUUUUAAGUCAAAUGGGGGUGUGUCCCUGUUUCCACGUGGUGGAAAAUGUGGCAGUGACACCCGUCUGAUCAGCCUCGCUGGAGGUGACGACUGGGUACGGGCAAGGCGCAGAAGCAAACUCUUGUCUAACAAUUUUGAAAAGGUGUUUAAUGAAAAUUUCGACGAAAGCAGCAGGUUGAAGAAGAGCGAGCUGAUCUCCAUCUUAGCUUGCAUUUGCACAAACAUAGUAAUAGAGUAUUUAAAAAUAAAGGAAGAAAAAAAAACUGAAGAUUUUGAAUACCCCUUUGAUUAUAGCCUUAUGAAUAUUUUAAAAUUGGUAAAUUUUGAAUAUGACGUGAAUGAAGAACUUGAGAAGAAGAAGAAAAAACAGAAGAAGGAAUUUAACAGGAGGAAGUUCAAAGGGGGUGGUGGUGUCCAAAUGGGUACGAUGGGGGAUGGUAUCCUUGGUGGUAGUGAUGAAGGAAGUGAGAAGGGUGUCGGACGGAAUAGGAGUCGAGAGAAUAAGUCAGGUGAACCUUGUUUAGUAGGAUCCCUAAAUGAAGGCGUAUAUGCACAGACGGAGGAAGAAGUGAACAUCAAUAUUGACAACCAGAACACGAAGGAAGAAAAUGCGAAAUUGGACGAGUACAUUAAAAUGAUGGAAUUCAAUACAAUGCAAAUUAAAGAUAUUGCACCUUAUAUCGACCUGUUUUUUGGAAAAAACACAUUUGAAAAAGUUUUUCUAAAGAAUGGGAUAGAUGUACAAAAAAUUUACGAUAAGCUAAGUGAGGCCCUGUUUGAUAAAUGCCAAGAGAAAGCAAACGUGAUGGAACUGCAGAAGUUUGUGGAGCAUGAGGAAAGAAUUUUUCACAAGAGGAAAAAGGUGCAUGUGAGGAAUGGCUCCAUGUCAUUUGACGAUUAUAUGGAAGGUCUGGGGAGCUUGGAGGAGAGCAAGGGAGUGCGUGAGGUCGAGCAAAUUCUGUACGACGGGGAGGUACCUUCAGAUGAUGGGGAGUUUACCUCGGAGGGGGGAAUGAAAAAGAAGAAGAAAAAAAAAAAAAACAAGAAAAAUGGCAAUUUUAUCAACGGGUUGGGGAGUAGUGGAGGAAGGGAUGGCGAUCAUUUGGGAUUUGAUCUUGGGGACGGACCGCACACGGACGGGGAUUCUCCAGACGGGGGUAGCAGCGGUGGGGGUAGGGUGAACAGGAGCGGAGGCCCUGGGGUUGAAGAUUCCGCUGCAAGUACAAGCCGAGGCAAUGACAAUGAUGGCGGGGAAGGACACGACGGGGGACAGGAUAAUUUCUCAGGCGCGGGACACGAACGGAGGCAUGAACAAUUUGAUGGGGAGGAGGAGCAGAAGGAAGGGAGGGGAAGGAGUGGGAACAGGGGUGGCGUGGAAUUCCUGAAUGGAAUUUCGUACGCGUUGAUAAAGGGUGAGACGGAGAUGGAAGCAAAGGGUGAUGUGGUCGAAGACUCAAUUGUCGACGCAUCGGGGGACCCCCAGAGCAACAUUGUCCUGAUAAAAUUCGUUUACGAUAAGAAAUACGCGUGCGAAUUUAGGACGGACAUAGGUGUGAUAGCCUACGAGAGGCUUGGAACGAAAUCACCAGAUGAUGCAAAAGAAGACGUAAAGAAAAUGUACAGUCGCGUUUGCGGUGGGGAUAUUUUAUCCGACUCCGAUUUGAUUAGAGGAGGCCCUUUCAAGCAUGUACUCGAAAAUGUAAAUUUUGAGGAAUUGUAUGAGAUUCCUUAUAAGAAGCGAUUUGCACGAAAGCAAAGCAUCAUUAGGGACAUGAAUACUUCAGUUGUGGCGCAACAGGGGGUACGGGACAUUGACGCGUACCCUCUUCUUUAUGGAUACCUGAAGGUAUGGGAAGAAGACUUACAUUGUUACGAGUUGAACAAGGUCGAAAUAAGGCACAUGUGUGGGGUGGAGCAGGAGGGGAAAAGAGGUGGCGACAAUAUGCUAAAUGGAAAAAUCAAGUACAACUUUUUUCGCAAUUAUGAUGAGGAUGAUCGGGCGGAUCACCUGACGGAUGACCGGGCGGAUGGCGUACUAAUCGACAGCGACAGGUACAGACAAAUCGUGGGCGAGAAGGAUGACAAGGCAAAUGAAAAAAUGUACGAUUUUGUGGAAAACGGAGACUUUUCAAACAACGACUACAUUUCAUUUAAGGACAAACUGUUCAUAAACAAUAGGAAAGAAAUUAACUGCUACGAGGAUUUAAUUGCAAAAUUGAGGUGGGACAAUUCGAACUUAAGUGUGUACGUCCUGAGCCGGUUGAAGAACAUGGAGGAAGAUUUGUCCUUUGUGUCUGGCGAGGAGUUUUUAAAAAAUUACACAUUUGAUGAGGAAGACGAAUUUUUAAACUUGAACAAAAUUGUGCACAGGUGUAUUGUUGAAAGUAGGUACCAUUCGAUGUUUCGAAACGAAGGCGGUGGACUAAAAGGAGGAGAAAGAAAUUCAAAAUUGUUUUGCCAUUAUGAUGGUUUUUCAGGUGGUAAGAGGCGGGAAGGUGCCUUGCGCAACGUUAGGGAGCGAAACGUUUUUGGAUUGCAGUUAAGAACGGGGCUCACCCGUCUGCUGCCACCAUCUACAGAGAGAACGCUUUCCAUUGAUGCAAAGGUAAAUGAUGAAGAAAGGUGCAAAAAGAAGCAGCAAAAGGGAAGGAAAAAAAAAAAAAAAAAAUCGGUGAUGAUUUGGUGA